AUGGAAAUGGCAGCCGAAGAUGAGGCUCCGCUGUUGGGAGAGCCCGCCGUGGGCGCUGAAGCUCAGGAUGGCCGUGAAGGAUCAAAAGAUGGUUUUAAUGGCUAUUUGAUCUUUUGCGUCUUUGUGGCCGUCUUUGGUGGUACCUUUCAAUUUGGCUACAAUACCGGUGUCGUCAAUUCUCCAGAGGACGUGAUCCGACACGCCCUGGCUGACUGCGACUCAAGCAAGCGAGAUUGCUCAGAUGCUGCCCUGUCAGAUGCCUUUUGGAGUGCAGUCGUAGCCAUGUUUGCUGUGGGUGGCCUGUUUGGUGCCCUAGCUGCAGGUGCGGUGGUCCAGCACUUGGGCAUCCGCAAAACCUACUUGGUCAACAACCUGCUCCUAGUAGCAGCAGCCCUAUUGAUGGCCCUGGCACGCUCGGCCAGCGUCCUCAUCAUUGGCCGCCUUGUCGUGGGCAUUGCUGGCGGUGUCACCACCGUCAUCACACCCAUGUACAUUUCUGAUAUUAGCCCGCUUGCUGUGCGUGGCACAUUGGGUGUGAUGACCCAAUUGGCCAUCACGCUUGGGAUUCUGAUUGCCCAAUGUCUGGGCUUGGGAUCUGUUCUGGGCAAUAGUGCUGGAUGGCGGUAUCUUUUGGCCCUGCCUAUCGUGCCCGCCGUUCUACAGACCAUCUUGCUUUUCUGGACUCCAGAGAGCCCGGCGAUCUCCGUGGCGCACAAGCAGAUUGAACAAGCCACAGGAACACUGCGCCGGCUGCGCCGACGCCAAGCGGUCGAGGACGAAAUUGCCGUCUUGCAAGAAGAGGUCAAUCGCAAUGCUCAGGCCACGCAGCAGCUGACGGGCAUCAACGCCAUCUUCUACUUUUCGGCCGGCAUCUUUGAGACGGCCGGCCUCUCCAACGGUGAUUCAGCUACAAUUGUGGUCGGAGCUGUGAACGUGGUGAUGACCAUUGUAGCAUCUCAACUCAUGGAUCGACUGGGGCGGCGCGUUCUGCUGGGCUCCGGGCUCCUGGGCAUGGUGAUCGGCUUUGUGCUUUUGACCGUUGCCUUGGCGGUCAAGGCAUCUGUCUCUGCGCUGGCGCUCAUCGGCGUGGCACUUGUUGUGGUGGCCUUUGCCCUCGGCCCCGGCGCCAUUCCCUGGCUCAUGAUUCCUGAAUUAUUUGCCAGUGACAAGGUCGCGGCUGCAGCCGCCAUUUGCGUGGCCGCAAACUGGCUUUUCAACUUUAUUGUGGGCAUGACCUUCCAGCCUCUGCAGUCGGCCAUGGGGGAAUACGUCUUUCUCGUCUUCGUGGUGCUUGCUGCCCUUGGCGUCGGCUUUACCGCCACUGCUGUACCGGAGACCCGAGGUAAAAAAGCUGCCUAA
This is a messenger RNA of Monosiga brevicollis MX1, 1359 nucleotides long. RefSeq lists its product as uncharacterized. Gene Ontology annotation, cellular component: membrane. Gene Ontology annotation, molecular function: hexose transmembrane transporter activity. The record is from RefSeq and is a predicted model, not a curated record. Gene Ontology annotation, biological process: monosaccharide transmembrane transport. NCBI's taxonomy places the organism in Eukaryota, Choanoflagellata, Craspedida, Salpingoecidae. Bases 1 to 1359 code for a protein of 452 amino acids. The transcript is spliced from 13 exons.